AACUACAAUCAAACAAGUAUCGAAAAUAAGGUGGCACGUAAUUUAUAUGGAUAUCACGAGCGUUAAAUGUUUGCGUUGGCUUCUGCUUUGUGCUGACAUUCGUUUGUCACCCACAUACGUCUGGUAUAUUAAAAUAUUUAACUAAGUAAUUAGGCAACUUCGAUGUGCGUUCAAGAAAAUUGUAUUUAAACUCGAUCAAUCAGCCAAUUUGCUAUCAGUUCCAUUCACCACCACAGUGAAACAACUACCAAACAACAACAAAUUAAAAAUGUUCAAAUAUUUCGCACUCGUUUUCGUCGCGCUCUUCGCCUUCGCCGCCGCCGAGCCUAAACCUGCUGUGGUGGCAGCACCAUUGGCCUACUCAGCUUACUCAGCCCCAUUGGUCGCUUCCCCCUAUGCCGCUGCUUAUGCUGCCCCCUAUGCCGCUUAUGCCGCCGCUCCUUAUGCCGCCUACGCUUCACCCUACGCCGCCUACUCCGCUUACCCAUACAACGCCGCCUACGUGCUCCGCAAGUGAAUGGAAGUUGUAAAACUUAUAUCUGUUUAGCAGUUGAUGAAGUGAAUGGGCAAUUGAUUUCGAAUAUGAAUUCUCAAGAAAUAUAUAAAACGAUCAUUUAAAUAACAAAAAGCUUUUUACUUUUAUUGCUACCACAAAAGGCCUGUUUUCUGCUUAAGGACAAUAUUUGUUUUCAAAAUAUUAUUCUCACUAAAUUGCAGUUAAUUUCGCAGAAUUGGCAAGUAAAUUUCAUUUGAAAUGGAGUUGGAAAAUUGAACACUUUGUGCGAAAGGAUAAUAAAAUAAUUUUAUCUUUACAAUGUAUUUAUAACUGUCAUUCUUUGAGGGUUGCCAUUUUGUCGGCUGAUUGUAAGUUAAAAUUCCAAAUUUGACAAAAUCGA
Messenger RNA from Bactrocera dorsalis (oriental fruit fly), 896 nucleotides. Its product is annotated as cuticle protein 5.1-like. The record is from RefSeq and is a predicted model, not a curated record. The transcript has 2 exons. Lineage: Eukaryota; Metazoa; Arthropoda; Insecta; Diptera; Tephritidae. The coding region runs from base 269 to 517 and encodes 82 amino acids.